UUAACUUACCUUUUUUUACCUUUUUUUAUAAUUUAAUAAAAUCUCUUAUCAAAUAAAUCUAAAUAUUAAGAUUUAGAAGUAAAUUAUUAGAUUCGGAUUUUUUUAAUUCUUUGAAAGCGUUCUAUUUUUUGCCGUAUGAAAGUCUAUUAUCCCUUUUUCUUAUCAUAUUCCCAUAAAACCCAUUUAUCAUUCAUCACACACGCGGGAGCUGUCUGCGGCCGUCCUGCAUGCGUAGUUUGAAGAAAUGGCGAUCUCCGGUCAUCUAGGAAGAAGACAACAACAGCAACAGCUGCAUCAGAGGUUUCCAGGGCGCGCCCCUCGAUUUCCGAUUAGAUUUUCUUCUUCUUCCUAUAGAAAGCUUCGUUUCAUCCUAAUUUCUCUCGCAUUCGUCGCUCUUCUCCCUCCCUUCUUCUUCCACUUCAGACUCCGCCGUUUUCAUCAGGUAAACUCUUCCUUUGUUGUAUACCUCUCGUUCUCUAUCCAUGCAAUUUUAGCUGUUCGAGUCAUUAGAACCCAUUAAUGCUAUUUUGUUUAAUUAUCUUUCUUAACUUUGAUAUGUGUGCUUAUGUUCAUAGAUUCAGAAAAGGUUUCCUUUUUAUGGAAAUUCCUGAUAGAGAUGUGAUGUGAUCUGCAUGUUUUCUUGAUACAUAUUGGGGUUUAGGUUAAUGGUACAGAUCGUCAAUAAGCUGUCUGGAUCUUU
This is a messenger RNA of Rubroshorea leprosula, 700 nucleotides long. The record is from the annotation of a GenBank genome assembly. Lineage: Eukaryota; Viridiplantae; Streptophyta; Magnoliopsida; Malvales; Dipterocarpaceae.